Molecule: messenger RNA, 1965 nt
Organism: Cygnus olor (mute swan)
Lineage: Eukaryota; Metazoa; Chordata; Aves; Anseriformes; Anatidae
Product: coiled-coil domain-containing protein 81-like
Exons: 13
Coding region: 211-1773 (520 amino acids)
Cellular component (GO): centrosome
Source: RefSeq, a predicted model, not a curated record
UCACACCACGUCCUGCUCAAAAGCCCUGCGCGCCGCAACCUGCCCUCACUUGGCUGCGAGGCCUUCAGGAGGCAGUGGCUGGUGCUGCUCUGCUGGGGCUGCCGCUGUGCUCUUGAGGAGCUGCCUUGCAGGAAGGAGCCAAAGGCACUGGGAAGCAGCGUCCCCGCGUGGGACAGUUCCUGGUGACGAGUGGAGGAGGGCCGGAGCGAGAUGGAGGCCAGGAGUGCUCCCAUCCUGUGCAACGGCCGCCUCAUGUGUCCAACACUCAUGCACCUCCCGGACGACGGGAUUGUGAAAGUUUGGGAUGCAGUAUCCCACUUCAUCCGCAGGCAGUUCGCAUUGAACAAGGGCGUCACAAUACCUGGCCUGGGUGCCUUCUUUGCUGUUAAACAGGAGCGGCCCAUGGCAGGCUUUAAGCUCCUUGAUGUAAAGAUGCCCAUCUUCCAGGUUUCGGAGUACUUUGCCAAUGUUCAUGGACUGCCAUAUAAGAAAGAAACUUUUCCUGGUGUACCUCCAUUUGUUUUCCUGAAUUAUGCCUGGCUGUCCUUGGACACCGGCAUUCCUCGGGACACCGUGCAGCGCUGCAUUCAAGAGACCCUGCUCUUUCUCUCCUACACCCUCGCAAAGAAGCAGGGUGUUGAUUUCAUCUUCAAGGACAUUGGCUGUCUGGUCUUCCGCAAGAGCAGAGUCCAAAUGCAGUUUUCCUCGGACUUUGUUCACAACCUGAAUAGCAACGGCCAGCUGCUGAAAUCUCGCCUCAGUAGGACAGGGACCAUGGAUUUGGCCACACUGGAGAGGAAAAGCAUCGUCCUACAUCCAGCGUCUGGAGGUGUCAUCGUCUUUCCCAGGAUUGGCCUCUACAUACCUCGUGGAAGAGCUGCAGGGGAAGGGCCUCUUCAAGCACCCAAGGGGCGUGCUUUGGAAAAGAAGGGAGACGCAAGGGUGGAGGGAGAGUCUAAGAGAACAGGGGUGCCUCCUGCUAUUAAGAGCCAGCUGCUCACACGCCAGAGUCCUUCUCUACCCAGACUCUCCAGGGCGACUGGGGAGGCAAAGCUGGGCCAGGCUGCUGGGGAAAAAGAGCCUUCUCCCAGGCUGCGUACAGCACGUCAGGAGAGCUCCUCAAAGAUGGCAGAAGAGGGGAAGGGCAAGCGCUCUGCUGCGGCCUGGCCCCAAACUCAAGCCCCUGCCUGUGAGGCUCAACGGAGAGCAGGACAGGAAAUAUGCUGCCUGUACAGGCAAGAAGAUGAAAGAACUCUGCAGGCAUCGCUGGCUGAGGAGCAGCUGAAGAAAGAACGGGAGAGACAGCACAUGUGGGAAAAGUGCAAGGGUCGUGGCGAAAGGAAUGGGAGAGAGAGUAUCUGGCAGAAGACGCAGACGGAAAUGCAGAGGCUGCAGACAGAGAGUGCUUCCUCCAUGGCACUUGUGGAACUGAAAAAGUCUCUGCAGAUGGUACCAGUGGAUAUGAAGCAGCAGCACGUCCUCAUCCCUCACCCCCCCGAGAAGAAGGCUGAGGCAGCUCCUCUGAGCAAAUCAAGCACCAACUGCCUUUCGGUGCGGAGUGUGCGGGUGAGGAAACAGCUGGAGAAGAGAAAGGAGGCCCUGCAGAAAGACAAGACCAAGAGCAGAGCUCCGAACAUCCCUGGGAAUUCUGCAGAGGAUCUUCUGAUCUGCGUUGGUGAGAAAGUCCCUGUGCUUCCAGUGCCGAAGAUGACACGAGCAUCAGGGAAACCAGCGCGGACCCCUCGCAGCUGUGAGCAGCUGUCAGCCCAAUAAAGACUGUUGCUUCCUGCUGGAGGGACCAGCACGGGCUUUGUAGUGUUCUGAUUUCACACAAACAGAGCAUGGUUGAGGUUGGGAGGUACCUGAAGAGGUCAGCUUGGCCAACCCCCUGCUCAAACAGGGCCACCCAGCACCAGUGUCCAAGGACCAUGCCCUGUGCAGAUGGCUUUCAAGUAUCUCCCCUUG